UUUUCAAAGUUAUAAAGUCAAAUUAUUCCACAUUACUAAUAUGUACAGAACAGCUAACUUGAAAUUGUUUGAGAGAAAAGAGUGAUGGAAAUGGAGAAGAGAUUGUAUGAAGCUGCUCUUGAAGGAAGUGUGUCAAACUUGAAAGCCUUAAUACAAGAAGACCCUUUAAUUCUUGAUAGAAUUUCCCCAACUUUUUUUCAAGAUACACCUUUACACGUUGCAACCUUACGCGGGCACUUUGAGUUUGCACGUGCCGUACUCGGUCGCAACCCCCGGCUCGCCACCGAGGCUGACUCGCUCGGCCACUUGCCCCUCCAUGUUGCUUCCACUAAGGGGCACUUGGAGAUCGUCCAAGAACUGACACGUGUCAUUCCAAGUUCGUGUCUGGCUCGUAGCAAGGAUGGGAAGUUGCCCCUUCACUUGGCAAUAAUGAAAGGGGUCCGAGUUGAAGUGGUGAGCGUGUUGGCUCAAGCGUGUCUUGAGUCGACUCGGUCGAGAUUGGAUAGAGGAGAUACAGCUUUGCACUUGUGUGUCAAGUAUGAAAACUUGGAUGCUUUUCAAGUGAUAUUGGAGGAGCUCAUGAAGGGUGAAAUAAUUGAUGGUAACAACUUGUUGAAUGCAAAAAAUGAUGAUGGUAAUACAGUCUUGCAUUUGGCUGCUCUACAAAAACAUUUUGAGAUGAUGAAACACUUGCUAGCAACACCGGGAAUUGAACCAAAUGCAAUGAACAACAAUGGUCUAACAUCCUUAGAUUUGGUAGAAAAUUCUCCUAGAGACUUGAGAGGACUUGAGCUGCUUAACUUCCUUCUACGAUCUAACGCUAUGCAACGAUCAACCAACCUUCAUUCUUCUCUUACACCAAUAGAAACCCAACCAUUAACAUCACAUUCUGGGCCAUUUAGGCCCAAGAAGUCAUGGAAAAUAUUUUUCACCUUUAAUGGUAAUAACCAAUUGGAAGAUAUGAAAGGUGAAAUAAUAAUUAUCGCGGCUAUAAUAGCCGCGACAAAUGCAUUGCCCAUGAUCUACAUGAGGGUAAAUGGGCCGGAUUUAACCGAACAAUACUCAACCAACUCGGCUUCAUUUGUGCCUGCUGUUACGAUAAUGUCGUUACUAAUAGCCGGUUUUCCCUUAAGCAACAAGCUUUGUGCUUGGGUUGUGAUACAAAGUUUGUACACUUCUAUGGGAUUUUUGGGUUUGGAUUACCUUGGAGCAAUAGUAUCCAACGAAGGUCGAUACUCAUCCGUGAAUUUCGUGUUUGUUUUCGUGUCGAUUUGGUUUGGGUUGCUUAUGUUAGUAAGUGCACUUAAUAUCAUUCGUUUGGUUGUGUGGAUAGUAACGAGCAUCAAAAUGUGCAUGAAGCGUAGGAGGUUGAGAGGUAGAAGAGAUAAUGGUUUGACAAAUCCUUAAUGAAAGAGUCAACAAACUCAAGUUUCUUGUUUUUUUUCGGUUAUUUCAUGAAAUGACCUUAAUGUACUUGGUGCAUUUUAAAAAUAUAAGGAUAUUUCGUGAAACCUUGAAAUCAUUUCAUGUAAUAAAUAAAUUACCCUUUUUCCCCUCUUGAUGUAACACUUCUCAAAGUUUCCUUAAUUUGUUUGUAAUAACAUAGUUUGUGGAACGAUUUGAAUCUCCUCUCAAAAAUUAUGUAAAGAAACCUAAGGUGGAUUUAGCCGGUGGUAUAAAAGUACUGUUUU
Messenger RNA from Spinacia oleracea (spinach), 1691 nucleotides. RefSeq names its product ankyrin repeat-containing protein BDA1-like. The transcript has 2 exons. The record is from RefSeq and is a predicted model, not a curated record. Gene Ontology annotation, molecular function: protein binding. The coding region runs from base 85 to 1407 and encodes 440 amino acids. Lineage: Eukaryota; Viridiplantae; Streptophyta; Magnoliopsida; Caryophyllales; Amaranthaceae.